Messenger RNA from Populus trichocarpa (black cottonwood), 1040 nucleotides. Its product is annotated as chlorophyll a-b binding protein 13, chloroplastic. Lineage: Eukaryota; Viridiplantae; Streptophyta; Magnoliopsida; Malpighiales; Salicaceae. The record is from RefSeq and is a predicted model, not a curated record. Gene Ontology annotation, biological process: response to light stimulus; photosynthesis, light harvesting in photosystem I. The transcript is spliced from 3 exons. Bases 96 to 887 code for a protein of 263 amino acids. Gene Ontology annotation, cellular component: chloroplast thylakoid membrane; plastoglobule; chloroplast envelope.
CUUUCGACGCCCUUCCAGUGUACAUUUCUCUCCUCUUCAAGAGACAUCAACAAGUUUUAACCUAAGAAAACACUGCUGAACGUAUUUGCAAGACAAUGGCAUCGCUUGCUAGCUCCAGCACCAUUGUUAGACCAACCCCGUUUCUUGGCAAAAGGGGUUCAAAUGCUAACCCUCUUAGAGAUGUUGUCUCCAUGGGAAAUGGCAAAUACAUCAUGAGCAAUGAGUUGUGGUAUGGACCUGACAGGGUGAAGUACUUGGGACCAUUUUCAGCUCAGACUCCUUCAUACCUGACUGGAGAAUUCCCAGGUGACUAUGGAUGGGACACUGCUGGUUUAUCAGCUGAUCCUGAGGCCUUUGCUAAAAACAGGGCUCUUGAGGUGAUCCAUGGCAGAUGGGCUAUGCUUGGAGCACUAGGCUGCAUCACCCCAGAGGUCCUUGAGAAAUGGGUUAAAGUAGACUUCAAGGAACCAGUGUGGUUCAAAGCUGGAGCUCAAAUCUUCUCAGAAGGUGGCUUGGACUACUUGGGCAACCCCAACCUUGUCCAUGCCCAAAGCAUCCUUGCUGUCCUUGGAUUCCAAGUUGUCCUCAUGGGCCUUGUUGAGGGAUUCCGCAUCAAUGGUCUCCCCGGAGUAGGAGAGGGUAAUGACCUUUACCCUGGUGGCCAAUACUUCGACCCUCUCGGCCUGGCCGAUGAUCCAGCUACAUUCGCCGAGCUCAAGGUGAAGGAAAUCAAGAAUGGACGGCUAGCCAUGUUCUCCAUGUUUGGAUUCUUUGUUCAGGCUAUUGUUACUGGAAAAGGUCCCCUGGAGAAUCUCUUGGACCACCUGGACAACCCUGUUGCUAACAACGCUUGGGUCUACGCCACCAAGUUUGUGCCUGGGUCAUAAAUUAACAUUUAAUUUCUUGGAUUAGAAUGGAAAGACCUUGCCUGAAUUGUCAUGGUUCCUGUAUUUCUAGAUUAAAGACUUCGUAUCGUUGAGAUCCAAAGUAAAUUGUAUAACCUGUUUUAUUGUGUGAUCCAGUGUAAAUUGUUGUGACGA